AAUAUAUGGUCAACAAUAACCAGUUUACUAAUUGCAUUAGUAGUCUAUAAAUUGGUAGCAUUUUAUUACCGUUACUACUACUGUCUACCUCCCGGUCCAUUUCCAUUGCCAUUGAUCGGCAAUUUGUUGGCAUUUAGAACUAAAGAUUUUUGGGAGACUAGUAUGAGAAGUAUUGCCAAAAAAUAUGGUCCAGUAUUUACAUUACAUUUGGGUAAUACUCCGUACAUAUUAAUAACAGACGUAGACAUUGGUAGAGAAGCGUUUGGUAAACAAAAUUUUUUGGGAAGACCUGACAGUUAUUUUGGCACAUUUUUUAAAAACGAUAUCAUUUUUGCCGAUUACAGUCAACAUUGGGAAGUACUUAGACGUGUGGCGCACUCGGCCGUACAAAAAUAUUCAACUAAUGAACGAUUAGUUAACGUAGCCGUCGAUUGUGUGGACAAAACGGUGAAAAAAAUUUUAGAAAAAGAGGGUCCAAACAAACCAAUCGAUCCAUUCAAUUAUGUAUAUCUAAUGUAUCUAAAUAUAUUGGCAACCAGUUGUUUCGGUCAAAACUAUAAUAAUGAUGAUCCGGAAUUCAAACAAAUCAAAUACGUUUUCAAAGAUUUUAGCGAAUCGUUUGGACCGAGAGCUAUGUUAUGGGAAUUUUCGGCAAUUAUCCGAUGGAUUGAUAGGAAAACUGUUAAAAAAUAUACAAAACUAACUAAAGAUUUAAUUCAAUUAUUGGUCGAUAAAUAUUUAGCACAUUUUAAUGAUUACGAUUCCGGCAUUGAACGUGACUUUUGCGACGCUCUAAUAGCCGCCAAAAACGAUGCCAUACGUGAGGCUAAAGAUUCGGCAACGUAUCUGACCGAUGAUAAUAUUGUUAUGGCUGUAUUUGACUUGUUUUAUGCCGGUACCGAUACAUCGUUGACCACAUUUCUAUGGUCACUGAUGUUAUUAGCCUAUUAUCCGGACGUUCAGCAAAAGUUACGCAAAGAAAUUGAGUCCUUAAUUGGCGACCGAAUUCCAACGCAUGACGAUAGACAACGAUGUCAUUAUGUGAUGGCAUUUAUGUCCGAAACGUUGAGAUACAAAAAUGUCGGACCAAUGGGUGUCUUUCAUAAGACAAUGACUACCAGUAAAAUUGGCGACUAUACUAUACCUAAAGGUAUGGCAGUGUUUGUAUAUCAAGGAUUUAUUUUAUUAGACGACAAAAAUUUUGAAAAUCCCGACACUUUCAAACCCGAACGUUUCAUCGACAGUGACGGCCAUUAUAUGACAACCCGUUCCCCAGCAUUCAUACCGUUCGGUGUCGGACGUCGUUCAUGUGUUGGCGAAAAGUUGGCAAUCGCUGACUUUUUUCUGGUUUUGGUCCGAUUUCUACAAUUAACACAAAACUAUGACAUUGUUUUGGACAGUCAUCACGGUUUUGAUGGCGACUCUAAUUCCGUUUUAGUAGUCAAUCCACAAAAAUUUACA
Molecule: messenger RNA, 1461 nt
Organism: Oppia nitens
Lineage: Eukaryota; Metazoa; Arthropoda; Arachnida; Sarcoptiformes; Oppiidae
Product: cytochrome P450 1A1-like
Exons: 6
Biological process (GO): progesterone metabolic process; hormone biosynthetic process
Molecular function (GO): steroid 17-alpha-monooxygenase activity; heme binding; iron ion binding
Source: RefSeq, a predicted model, not a curated record